Eupeodes corollae is the source of this 4381-nucleotide messenger RNA. RefSeq lists its product as uncharacterized. The transcript has 2 exons. Bases 459 to 3479 code for a protein of 1006 amino acids. NCBI's taxonomy places the organism in Eukaryota, Metazoa, Arthropoda, Insecta, Diptera, Syrphidae. Gene Ontology annotation, biological process: regulation of transcription by RNA polymerase II. The record is from RefSeq and is a predicted model, not a curated record. Gene Ontology annotation, molecular function: RNA polymerase II cis-regulatory region sequence-specific DNA binding; DNA-binding transcription factor activity, RNA polymerase II-specific.
ACUUUCAUUGUGAAAAUAAAAUUUUGUAAUGGCCGCGCCACGGGACAAUAAACAAUUUAUAAAUAAAAAUCAAUUUUACUCUUAAAAAAUGUCUUUUCCCAUCAAAUCGAAUUGUAAAACAACAAUAUCUACAACCUUCAAACAUUUGCCAUUAGUUAAGUGCUUUUAACUACGCUCCAUUAUCCCUAAAAUUCUUUAAAAAAGAAUUCCAACUCCAUGGCAUCGAACUAGACGACGAAGAAGAAGAAAGAAAAAAGAAAACUAAAGUUUUAAAACAAAAUCAAAAAUGGUGCAUCGCACCCUAUAAACCGAGUUUUUCAAAGUUAUUUUUGUAAUAAAAUGUUUAUUCUACUGUGAUUGUUUUAUUUUAAUGUGAAAACAUUUGAACUCGAUUGAGCAAAGUGUUUUAUUUUGUGUGUGUGUGGAAAUAAAGAGAGAAUAAAAAGAACGCCAGGAAAAUGAUAACAUACAAAAAUGCUGCUGGCAUUGGUCAGGUUUCACCUGCAAACGCGACAACGAACAACGCAACCCCUGUGAAGGCGUUCGUCAACAAUCCCCAGAUGCAGCAACAAAUCGUCAACAUUCAGAAUCUGCAGAACCUGCCGCAUCAGUUUAUUCAGGCGGGCAACCAGACAGUGAUCCAGAAUCCGGGUGCCAACAACAUGUUCUCGAUUGUGCAACCGAUGCAGACGGUGACCAUCGACGGGCAGGAGGCGUUCUUUAUUCCGAACAUCAACUCGCAGCUGGCUGGGGCGCAGCCGAUCAACUUCAAUGGCCAGCAGGCGUUCCUCGCUCCAAACGGCCAAAUUAUCCGCGCUCCAAUGCCCACUGCGACCAACAAUACCGUGCUUCCCGCUCAAUUCAUCCAGAAUCUGGGGCAGACGAUGCAACUGUCCGGCCAAGCAACAACGAACGGGGAAAACGGAGAGGCUAUGCUCACCAUUCCCGGCACCAACAUCCAGAUUCCGAUCGCCCACCUGACCAACGCGAAUGCGGGCAAUAGUCAGAAUGCAGCAGCGGUUCAGGCAGCACAGCAGCAAUCCCAACAGCAACAGCAGCAGCAGGGACAGGCGCAAUCGCCGCAGUCCUCCGCUCAGGCUCAGAAUCAGGCUAACCAACAAGCGGCCCAAGCUACGACCCUUCCUGCCACCAUAACCAUACCCGGGACGAAUAUCCAGAUUCCGACUUCUAUGGCCGCGGCAAAUGGAUUGCUGGGCAACAUUGGCAAUCUGUUGGGUCAGAAUUUGAACACCAUCAAGGUUGAGGGUCAGAAUAUUCAGCUUCGUCCGGCGGGCACUACAAUCCCGCAUGUGGUACAGUUUCCAUCGGCGCCCAUCUCUCAAACGGUCGCUGUCCAAAUUCCCAUUCAAACGGCUAAUGGACAGACAAUUUACCAGACGGUUCACGUUCCCGUUCAGCAACUGGGAAUGCCCGGCUUGGUGCAGCAGUCGCCGCAGAUGCAAAUUAUUCCCCAGUUUACGCAGUUCGCAAAUGUCAUAACUCCCAACGGACAGAUCCAGCAGGUGCAGUUGUCGCCCAUAAACCCAAUGGCCCUGCAUGCUGCCCAGCAGCAUCAGAAUGUCAUUAUCAAUCCAGCGAAUUUGCAGAACGUUGCGGCUGCUGCGGCUGCCGCAGCUAACCAGAAUAAUAGCUCGCAAGGUGGGCAGCAGGGAAAUAACUCUGCAGCAGGAGGAUCAGGCAACGAUCAACAGCAACAAGCCAAUCAUAGCCAACAACAGGCUCAACAAGAAGCAAAUGCCGCCGCUGCUCAGCAACAACAACAACAGCAACAGCAUCAACAACAACAACAGCAGCAGCAGCAACAACAACAGCAGCAGCAGCAACAACAACACCAGCAGCAACAACAACAGCAGCAGCAGCAACAACAUAAUCAGCCCAUUACGAUAACAAAUGCACAUGUCCAGCAGUUGACGGUGAUUCCAGCUCAAGCAUUACAGCAAUUUCGACCAGCCGCGCAAGCUAAUAACAGCAAUAUAAUUCAUCUGCCAAAUAUACCUGGCCUUCAGGCGUUGCCGAUACAAAAUAUUCCCGGAAUUGGAAACGUUCAAAUAAUCCAAGCACAUCAGCUGCCACAAAAUCUUCAGGGAUUUCAGAACUUUCCUGGUGCGCAGGUAAUUUCAGCAAAUGUUGCUCAGCAGAGCAGUAAUCAGCAGAAUCAGCAGCAACAAGCACAACAGCAGCAUCAGCAAGUCAUUUUAACGGCUUCAAAAAACGAGGCUCAGUCCCCUCCUCAAAUAACCCAGGCGCUUAUCGCCAAUAUUAAGCAGGAACCGCCAGAUAUAAAAUGGAUAACAGCCACAGCAGCUACUCCUCAACAGCAACAGCAAUUACAACAACAAUUGCAGCAGUUACAAGCAGCCCAACAGCAGCAACAGCAGCAGCAGCAUCAACAGCAACAACAACAGCAGCAGCAGCAACAACAACAGCAGCAGCAGCAACAACAGCAGCAGGCACAAGCGCAAGCGCAUGCACAAGCGCAAGCGCAAGCUCAAGCACAAGCACAUCAGCAGCAACAAGCACUUCAACAAAGUGCAAAUGCGAAUAUAACGGUAACGGAGGUUUCUUCACCAAGUCCAGAUGAAGUUGCUUCGCCACCUCAAAGCCAGCUGCAAAAUACUCAGCCCACUUUCACCACAGUAUCUGUGGGCAAUACGAGCAUAAUGCAGAUUCCGGCGUCUAGUUCAACGUCUGGACAUCACCAGCAAGUGCAGCAACAGCAACAGCAACACACGCCAAACACUCAAGCGUCGAGUCAUCACCAACCCCAACAAAGCCAGACUUCUGUGAACGUCAAUAUAAGCGUCAAUGAUGGAUCGAGUGAGACAAAGCCACGACUUAAGCGCGUAGCUUGCACUUGCCCCAAUUGCAAAGAAGGUGAAAAGCACUCCGACCGCAAGAAGCAACACAUCUGCCAUCACCCCGGCUGCAACAAGGUCUAUGGUAAAACCUCCCAUCUGAGAGCCCAUUUGCGAUGGCACACUGGCGAACGCCCCUUUGUCUGCUCGUGGCUGUUUUGUGGCAAACGCUUUACACGAUCCGAUGAAUUGCAACGCCACCGCCGUACUCACACCGGCGAAAAGCGUUUUCAAUGCAGAGAAUGCAACAAAAAGUUCAUGCGCAGUGACCAUCUCUCCAAGCACAUCAAGACCCAUUACAAGUCGUCGCGCUCGCAGCUCGACAUGGUGGAAUCAUCCAUUAAAGAAGAAAAAGAACUCGAAGGCCUCGUGGCGGGUUUGGGCCAUAUGACAGGUGCAAAAACCAUAACCAGCUCCAAUGGCAUUGUAACGAUCGAACUACCAUCGGUUGCAGGCUCAACCAGUGAUAUGGGCGGUACACUCAGCCAAUCGCCGGAGCCAUCCACGGACGGCAGCUGCCCAGAGGACGACAGCGGUGACGAGGAAAAGAUGAUGAUCACCAUUGGCGAUAUGCCCGAUAUGGUUGGCGAGAAUUCCAACUAGCAUACGGGCACCCUGUUCAUGGAACAGUUUGGGAAUUUCGACUCCAGUGGCAAAUUUACCUUCGAAGAGUUUUAAAAAAACAAACGCGCUCAAUCUCUGCGCCCGCUCCCUGUCAGUCCUCUGUGUACAUAUUUUUGCAUAAAUCAAAUAUUUUCUUCUUCUAUUUUAUUUUCAAAUAGACUUUGACUGUACUUAUCCUCCCCAACCCCCAACCUCCAACCCCCAACCAACCCCGUUUGCUUGUAAUGUAUCAUAAAAUAGAUUAAGAAUAAAACAUGAUCGUUUAAUUGCGACUGUUCGUACCAAGUGAGUUAUAAAAGAAACAACAGAAAAUGCUGGCACUUUUGUGCUACAUCCUACAUUGUACAUGUAAUUUUAUUAAUAAUUUAUAUAUUAUUUUUUACUUCAGACUUAAGUGUAAAAAAUGAUUAGAUCAAUGAUUUUGUUUUUUAAAAAAUUACAUUUAUAAAUAUGUAAAUCAAUACAUAACAAAAAUAUAUAUAAUUAAAAUUACUUAAAAAAAGAUUAUAAGUUAAACUAUAGUAGCUCGUUCGCAAUUAUUUCUUUAUUUUACAACAAUAACAACAACAACAAAAACCAUACGAGCGAUUUUAGAAAAUUACGAACUGUAUAAACAAAAUAAACUUUUUCUUUUCUUUAUAAAUUCAAAUUAUUAAAUAAAAUAAGAGAAAGAUAGAAAAAAAUAAUAAUACAUCAAUUACGCAACGCAAUUGAUGGUUAUUCUUUAAGUUUAACUGUUUUAAUAAAAAAAAAAAGAAGAAAAGAAAUAAAAAGAAAAACAAAACAAAACAAAAAAAGGUGGAUAUCGUUAGCUCAUGUAUGAUUACAUAUAUUUUUAGUUGGUGUAACGUAUAAAUAAAGUAAUAAUUACUAAACAACAA